Molecule: messenger RNA, 390 nt
Organism: Myotis daubentonii (Daubenton's bat)
Lineage: Eukaryota; Metazoa; Chordata; Mammalia; Chiroptera; Vespertilionidae
Product: protein p13 MTCP-1-like
Exons: 1
Coding region: 1-390 (129 amino acids)
Source: RefSeq, a predicted model, not a curated record
AUGGCCGAGCUCCCGUCAAAGGUGCACCUCACCUCGCACCCCAUCUGCCUGAGGAUCCGUGGGCCCUCCGUGUAUGAGGACGAGAAGCAGCGCACAUGGCUGUACCUCCUCAUGGACACAGGGGGUGUCCUGCAAGUACGGUUGUGCCAGGAAGACAUCCCCAGUGGUCAUAUUGCAGUCACCAAAAGCCUGCUCACCUUGAGCAUCAUGCCAUUGAUGUGGACGCUCCACCCUGGAGGCCAGUAUGUAGACCACAUGUGCCGGAUCUGGAGCAUCGUUCACCACGUCAAGGAGAAUGGCGUGGAGGAAAUGAUCCUUGAGCUGGUGGAAGACUCCUGGACAUGUGAUGGGGUCCAUGGCUCUUGUCAACCUGAGCCCAAGUCCUGCUGA